This is a messenger RNA of Hyla sarda, 2298 nucleotides long. RefSeq names its product oocyte zinc finger protein XlCOF22-like. Gene Ontology annotation, biological process: regulation of transcription by RNA polymerase II. Gene Ontology annotation, molecular function: DNA-binding transcription activator activity, RNA polymerase II-specific; RNA polymerase II cis-regulatory region sequence-specific DNA binding. Lineage: Eukaryota; Metazoa; Chordata; Amphibia; Anura; Hylidae. Gene Ontology annotation, cellular component: nucleus. The record is from RefSeq and is a predicted model, not a curated record. The coding region runs from base 140 to 2122 and encodes 660 amino acids. The transcript has 7 exons.
ACCAGUGUGAGUGGGGGCGGAGCUCAGCAGAUAGAAUAGUUAGUGGUGAAGGACCUGUGAGGAAAGUCAUGUGACAGCAGUGGGCGGGGCUCAGCUGUGAAAUGAAGAGUUGAAUUGUGAGGACAAGGACAGGAAUGAGAUGACUAAGAGAAUAUUACACUUCACCUUGGAGAUCCUCCACCUGCUGACCGGAGAGGAUUACACCGUAGUGAAGAAGACAUGGGGGGAGUGUGUGGCCCCCAGCAGCCAUCUCCAUGAGUCAGAAGGACGGAGCAGGGCCUGGGGCCCCAUCACAGAGCCUUCACCUCACUCACUGAUACAUGAGGAGAAGAUCCUAGAACUCACCCACAGGAUCACUGAGCUGCUGACUAGAGAGGUUCCUAUAAGGUGUCAGGAUGUGGCGGUCUAUUUCUCCAUGGAGGAGUGGGAGUAUGUAGAAGGACACAAGGAUCUGUACCAGGACAUGAUGGAGAAUGACCCCCCAGAGAUGGAUGAGGACAGAGAACAGACGGCUGCAGAGAUAUUUGUCCUCACAUUGGAAAUAAUCUACUUGAUAUCUGGAGAGGAUUAUACAAUAAUGAAGAAGUCAACUGGAGAGAGUGUGACCCCCCAUGAGUCAGGAGGACAGAGCAGGGCCCGGGGCCCCAUCAUGGAGCCUCCACCUUACUCACCGAUACAUGGGAAGAAGAUCCUAGAACUCACCCACAGGAUCACAGAGCUGCUGACUGAAGAGGUUCCUAUAAGGUGUCAGGAUGUGGCGGUCUAUUUCUCCAUGGAGGAGUGGGAGUAUGUAGAAGGACACAAAGAUCUGUACCAGGACAUAGUCAUGAUGGAGGAUCACCGGCCCCUCACAUCACAAGGAAAUCCAAGUAAGAAUUCUGAGGGAAACUUCAUGUUAUCCCUGAAUUAUAAAAGAGAAGAUGGAGAGAUCAUGGAGCGCUCCUCAGGAGAAGAUGGAGAGAUCAUGGAGCGCUCCUCAGGAGAAGACCUCCUUACCUCUAAUGUCCAUCCUGAUUUAUCCUAUAAUAAUCCCCCUGAUCAUGGGGAACCUUCUCCUGACCAACCAGAUAUUGUUACCACAAGGACAGGUCAGGAAAGGGGGAAAGGUUUAUAUUGUGAGGAAUGUGGGAAAUGUUUUAUGAAUAGAUCAGCUCUUGCUAUGCACAGAAAAAGUCACACAAGAAAGACGCUGUAUGUGUGUUCAGAAUGUGGGAAAUGCUGUAUAGCACAAUCAGAACUAAAUAGACAUGAGAGAAUUCACACAGGAGAGAAGCCAUAUUCAUGUUCUGAAUGUGGGAAAUAUUUUGCACACAAAUCAAAUCUUGUAAUACAUGAGAGAAUUCACACAGGAGAGAAACCAUAUUCAUGUUUAGAAUGUGGGAAAUUUUUAACAACCAAAGCAAAGCUUAUUGUGCAUCAAAGAACUCACACAGGAGAGAAGCCAUUUUCAUGUUUAGAAUGUGGGAAAUGUUUUUCAAGUAAACCACGUCUUGUUACACAUCAGAAAACUCACAGAGGAGAAGAGCCAUUUUUAUGUUUAGAAUGUGGAAAAUGUUGUAAAACAAGCUCUGCUUUAAUUGUGCAUCAGAGAACUCACAGGGAAAAGAAGCCAUUUUUAUGUUUAGAAUGUGGGAAAUGUUUCUCAACUAAGGCACGUCUGGUUAGACAUGAGAGAACUCACACAGGAGAUAAGCCGUAUUCAUGUUCAGAAUGUGGGAAAUGUUUUAGAGAUAAAUCAUAUCUUGUUACACAUGAGAGAAUUCACAGAGGAGAGAAGCCGCAUUCAUGUUCAGAAUGCAGAAAAUGUUUUACUUCUAAAGGAGAGCUUGUUAGACAUCGGAGAACUCAUGGAGGAGGGCAGCCACAUUCAUGUUCAGAAUGUGGGAAAUCUUUUAGCACUACAUUUGUAUUAAGGAAUCAUCAGAGAACUCACACAGGAGAGAAACCAUAUUCAUGUUCAGAAUGUGGGAAAUGUUUUGCAACUAAAGGAGAGCUUGUUAUACAUCAGAGAACUCACACAGGAGAGAAGCCAUUUUCAUGUUUAGAAUGUGGGAAAUGUUUCUUAAGUAAAUCAAAUUGUGUUAGACAUGAAAGGAGUCACAAAGGGAAGAAGAUGUUUUGAUGUUUUAUUUGCAAAAGUAUUUUUAUUUUUAUUUUUUAAACAAAUUUUGAAACUCAUCAGAGAAUUUAAUUAGAGAAGAAAUCAAGUUUUUGUUUGUAUGUAAGAAAUACUAUAAUACUAUAUAUAUAUAUUAAACAUCCAGGAGAGGGUUUAAAGGGAACCUGUCCGCGCUAGUU